This is a messenger RNA of Hippoglossus stenolepis (Pacific halibut), 6732 nucleotides long. It is a transcript of the gene sema5ba, whose product is annotated as sema domain, seven thrombospondin repeats (type 1 and type 1-like), transmembrane domain (TM) and short cytoplasmic domain, (semaphorin) 5Ba. Gene Ontology annotation, molecular function: chemorepellent activity; semaphorin receptor binding. NCBI's taxonomy places the organism in Eukaryota, Metazoa, Chordata, Actinopteri, Pleuronectiformes, Pleuronectidae. Gene Ontology annotation, biological process: axon guidance; positive regulation of cell migration; axon extension. The transcript has 24 exons. Bases 517 to 3891 code for a protein of 1124 amino acids. The record is from RefSeq and is a predicted model, not a curated record.
UCCCAGCAGCCCCGGUGUCUCUCCCUCAGGUCCAGGCUGCGAUUCAGCCCCAGACACGUCCUGCUUCUCGUCGAGGACGCGACACUCCUCCACCUCUCCGGGGGUGUCCAUGAGCACUUCCUCCACAUUGCGCCUGCAAAAAAAAAAAUCGGACCCCGUCUUCUUCCUCCUCCUCCUCUCUCCCCCCUGCCGCCCCCCUCCUCAGCCGUGUGGUAUCGCCCGACCAUCCAGCAGAGAGGCAGAAAGAGAGAGAGAGCGCAGUGUUUGGCUGCAGGUCGCCCGGAGAGGGACGCGCACAGCGGCUGAGGAACACAACACUAGACCCGUGUCUCUUACUAGUCUGGUUCUCUGCUCGUCUCCACCUUGCUUUGUCACCAACUUGGGGAAUACUAUCAUCAUCCAAGAAUCAGUUUGAAAAGGACAGACGGCCCGUUCCGCCCCGUCCCCACACCCCAGUGAUGCUUAGCUGCCGUAUCCCAGAGGCCCACCUUGGCAGUUAGAGGAGAGGUCAUCACCAUGACAGCGUCCUCGCAGGACUCCACGCCCUCGUCUAUGGCUGGCCUCCUCCUCCUCCUCCUCCUCUUCCCGAUUGUUUUCACUCAGAACUCAGUCCCGACAACCCCGUCAUUGUUUGACCCGCUGACCCAGCCAGAGUGCACAAAGAAAGAACAUCCAAAGGUUUCCAUCCAAGCACUCAGUCCGUGGAUAUCUACUUUCUCCCACCCGGGUGUGCAAGACUAUUCCCAGCUCACCCUUGACCUGACCAGGAAUGAGCUUAUUGUGGGUGCCAGAAACUACCUGUUCAGACUGGACCUCAGCAACAUGUCACUGAUACAGGCAACAGAAUGGGCACCGGACGAGGAAACCAGGAGAUCCUGUCAGAGCAAAGGCAAAACAGAGAUUGAAUGUCAGAACUACAUCAGAGUCCUGCUGGUGAACAAGACCGAGGUCAUGACCUGUGGAACCAAUGCUUUCCAGCCUCUGUGUAUUACCAGAGAGGUGGGCAACAUGAGCAGCGUGCUGGAGCGGGUCAAUGGUGUGGCACGGUGUCCGUACGACCCCCGUCACAACUCUACGGCGGUGGUGACGGAGAGCGGAGAGCUGUUUGCCGCCACCGUCAUUGACUUCUCCGGCCGGGACCCUGUCAUCUACCGCAGCCUGGGUGGGAUGCCUCCUCUCCGGACCGCCCAGUAUAACUCAAAAUGGCUCAAUGAGCCACACUUUAUCUCGGCGUAUGACAUCGGCCUCUUCACCUUCUUCUUCCUGAGGGAGAACGCAGUGGAGCACGACUGUGGCAAGACGGUCUAUUCCCGCGUAGCGCGAGUCUGCAAGAACGACAUCGGCGGGCGAUUCCUCCUGGAGGACACGUGGACCACGUUCAUGAAGGCGAGGCUCAACUGCUCACGCUCCGGGGAGAUCCCCUUCUACUACAACGAGCUGCAGAGCACCUUCUACCUGCCAGAGCAAGACCUCAUCUACGGCAUCUUCACCACCAAUGUCAACAGUAUUGCAGCAUCCGCAGUGUGCGCCUUCAACCUGAGCGCCAUAACCCAGGCAUUCAACGGACCCUUCCGCUCCCAGGAAAACCCUCGCUCCACCUGGCUCCCCACGCCCAACCCCAUCCACAACUUCCAGUGUGGUACCAUAGAUGAUGAGGGCCCCAACGAGGGUUUGACCGAGCGCAGCCUGCAGGACGCCCAGAGGCUCUACCUGAUGAACGACGUGGUCCAGCCGGAGUCUGUUGAUCCGCUGGUGAUGCAGGAUGACGUUCGCUUCUCCAACCUGGUGGUGGACAUCGUUCAGGGCAUGGACACGCUCUACCAUGUUAUAUACAUCAGCACGGAAUAUGGCACCAUCCUGAAGGCGCUGGCUACGCCCAACAAGAACCUGCAAGGCUGUUACCUGGAGGAGAUGGAGCUCCUCCCACCAGGGGUACGAGAACCAAUCUUUAGCCUGCAGAUCCUGCACAGUGACAGGUCGCUCUUUGUCGGAUUAAACAACCGAGUCCUGAAGAUCCCACUGGAGAGGUGCUCCACCUACAAAACUGAGACGCUGUGCUUGGAUGCGAGGGAUCCCUACUGUGGCUGGGACUUCAGGCAGCGGAGAUGCACCACGCUGGAGGACAGCUCCAACAUGAGCCAGUGGAAGCAGAACAUCACUGUCUGUCCGCUGCGGAAUCAAACCACGAAUGGGGGCUUCGGACCCUGGGCGCCGUGGCAAACGUGCAACAACGACGAUGGCGUGGAUGGAGUCAGUUCCUGUUUGUGUCGGUCCAGAUCCUGUGACAGCCCCGCCCCUCGAUGUGGAGGCAAGAACUGUGAGGGCCCCACCAUCGAAGUCGCCAACUGCUCGAGAAACGGAGGCUGGACGCCCUGGUCGUCAUGGGGACAGUGCAGCACAACCUGUGGCACAGGCUUCGAGCUGCGGCAGCGUUCAUGUAACAACCCUUCACCCCGACAUGGCGGCCGUGUGUGCGUGGGGCCGAGCAGGGACGAGAGGUUCUGUAAUGAAGGGGUGCCCUGUCCUCAGCCCAUCUUCUGGUCGCCGUGGGGACCCUGGACCAAGUGUAGCACCGAGUGCGGGGGAGGUGUCCACUCCAGGGUCCGCACUUGUGAGAAUGGCAACAGCUGCCCAGGAUGUGCACUGGAAUACAAGGCCUGUAACCUUGAGGCGUGUCCAGAGGUCAAGAGGAACACACCCUGGACGCCCUGGAUGCCUGUCAACGUAACCCAGGGCGGAGCUCGUCAGGAGCAGAGGAUGCGCUACAUGUGCCGAGCUCACCUGUCCGAUCCUCACGAGCUGCAGAUCGGACGCAGGAAGGUGGAGACGCGAUUCUGUCCCAACGACGGGACGGCGGCCUGCGAGACGGACACCCUCGUCGAGGAGCUCCUGAAGAUACCAGUGGUGAGAGUAGCAGGUGCCGGCUGGUCAUCCUGGGAGUCCUGGUCGAGCUGCUCGCAGAGCUGCGCCAAAGGCUACCGCACCCGCCGGCGAUCCUGUGCUGGACCAGAAGGGAAAAGUGCCCCAGUUGCGUGUCGUGGCUCACCUGUGGAGUACCAGGACUGUAAUGUCCAGGCGUGUCCUGUGAAAGGUGCAUGGUCCUGCUGGUCGUCCUGGUCUCUGUGCUCAGUGGGUUGCGGCGGCGGCCACUACCAACGAACGCGCUCCUGCAACAGCCCUGCGGCCACCAACGGAGGGGACAUCUGCAUCGGACUACACACCGAAGAGGCCCUCUGCAACACACACACCUGUGAUGAUGGUGCGAGAAGGGAGCAGAUGGUGGCGACUGAGCGGCCGGUGGCUGAGCACCAGACUGACAGGAAAGGUGGCUGGAUGGCCUGGUCGCUGUGGUCGGCGUGUGAUGAUUCAGGCUUGCAGAUGAGGAGUCGGGUGUGUGGCGCUCAGGGCAACACCCCGUGUGUGGGGAACAGCACGCAGCGCCGAGACUGCAAUGAAAUACCUGUCAUUCUCCCCGCAUCUGGUUUUGAUAAGGACCAACACUGCGGAGCGUUCACCUCCAUCCACCUCAUCGCGACCGGCGUGUCCUGUUUCCUCGGGGCGGGGCUGCUGUCCUUCUUGAUCUACGUCUACUGUCAGCGUUUCCAUAAGCCCUCGCAGGAGUCUGCCGUCAUCCACCCUACCACCCCCAACCACCUCAACUACAAGGGCAACACCACGCCAAAGAAUGAGAAGUACACGCCCAUGGAGUUCAAGACACUGAAUAAAAACAAUCUUCUGCCAGAUGAACGAUCCAACUUCUACCCGACGCCCCUCCAGCAGACGAACGUCUACACCACCACCUACUACCCCACGGCGCUCGGCAAGUUCGACUACCAGCCCAACUCUUCCCCUUCGCCGUGCAGAACCUACAACAACAGUAACAACAGCUGAGACACGCCCCACAACCGCCUCUCCAACCCCCCCUCUGCCGCAGACCCAAAACGGACACCGCCCAAACGCCAUGGUGACAUAACUGAACUGACAUGAACUGAAAUGUUUCUCAGAGCCGGGUUCCUCUGUUCACCAUCGCCCCUGCUCCUCGCUGUCUCUUCUGCAUGGCAGGGUUUGUGUUUUCAAGGGCGUUUCUGGAACUUUCCAUCAGGAGAUGUGGGUUUGGACAACAAUGCAGCCAGCGCGGUGUGUGUUAUCUCAACGGCCUGACUCCACAUAGCAGUGUCAACCCAGAGCAUCGUCUUCAUGAGAGGAUCCAGUGGAAAAGACCAGCAGGGCGAGUUUCGGCUUUAUUCAGAUUAUUAUGAACAAAGGGCACAUCAGCACAGGUGCUGAGUCGAGCGUUCACAAUUACAGAAUUGAAAAGAGCAGAACCGUAAAAAAAAAAAAAAUUCCAUUUCCCUGGAUCUGGGUCACCGUUUCUCUCCUCUCCGUUUCAACCAUUUUCCGCCUGUAAUGAACUUUGAGUCCCUCGACAACAAAAGCAGUUACUGAGAAUAAACAGCGCAUAUCGUAAUGUCCUUGCCACCCAGCGAGGAGCGGGAGAACAACAAUGAAGUCGAUGAUGAAAUAAAUUAGAGAUCAAUAUCAGCCCGGUUGUGCGGAGGGGGAUAUGCACGCCCUCCAUUGUUGCUAUUUCAUGUGACAGAAAAGAUAAGAACUUCUGAGUGAAGUUUUUGGACGGCGGCUUGGAGGAGUCACCGGUUGGAAAUUAUCUUUUAAAUCUGCUCAUGAUCAGAGCCUUUUGAGGACCAAGGACAUUUAUUUGCAGCAUUGAAGCAGAGGGGGGUUAUGAACUGUACAUAAAGCUUCGGGAACGCCACGUAUGCAACAGAGGGCAGGGGCGAAAUCUGUUUUCUUUCCAACACUUCUGUUUUUUCUCCCAAGAACAAUAAAGACUUCUGAAAGAGAAAUGAUUGAUUAUCCAAUCGAUUCUCCGUCGGAUGCAUCGAUUCUACUGAGUGCUAAAUAGCUCAGUGGUCAUAUCAAAUAUGACCAGUGCGCUGAACAACUGGACUGGGGUUUUUUAUGAUGGUAGAAUAAGCUAGUAGUCUGGCACUUCUUUUUUUUUUAAUGUUUGUUUUUUAAGAUAAUUGUUUUAUGCUCAGAUGAGCCGUAGCAUAGGAGGAAAUAUUUUGUUAAAUAAGAUAUAGCUGAUUAAUUGUUGUUUCUCUAAUUUCACUUCACUGAAUGAACACAUUCUUUUUCUUUUCUUGGUUUUUCAGCAGCUCUGUAACCAUUGCAUCUUCAGUUCCUGAAACACAAAGAAAAUAAACAUGACAGAUUUUUACAAGAAAAUGAAUGAUUGUAACUAAACGUCUAUUUGAAUGAUGAGUUAUAAUGGCCAUGUUAGAGAUAAAAAAGAUUCUGAGAUUUCAAGAAUGAAGAUGUGAUAGAGAAUAAAGUCGUAAUAUUAGUAAAAGUAAAAAGUCAUACUUUUAAGAGGCUAAAGUAAUCAUUUUAGGCUAUGUGUCAUUUUACAGGGGCAAGAUCUGUCUUUUAUCUGCGUUGAAAUAUGGAAUGUGGAUCAUUUUGUUGAGUUAUACUUUAGUAUAAGUUCACAAAUAAUAUUGUACAAUUUUUUUUUUUACUGUUGCCGUGAGAUUAUGACUCGAUUCUCAUCUCUCACUACGACUUCAUUCUCAUAAAAUGACAACUUCAUUCUUGUUAAAUUACAGCUUUUUUUCUCGCAAUAUUACAACUUUAUUCUUGAAAUCUCCAACCUAUUUUGGCCCAAAUACUCUCACUUAAAAAAGAACAAAAAAAAAGAUGCUUGCGUAGAGGUUUGCCUGUGUGAAGAUCAAAACGAGUGCAUGUGUGUGUAGAUGUGCGUACAUGCAAACACAUGUACUCUCUGCGUGUCCGUUUGCCCGAAUGAGGAAAGUUACUGUAUUUUGUACAAUGUAAAUGCUUUCAUACACAUGAUUAUAUAUGAGGAGGUCUGUAACGGCAUUUCGUUUUCCACAUCCUGUCACUGACACUCCGGGCGUUCUCCUGGUUUUUCUAUACUUCACGUACCAGAUGUUAAUCGUUGUAAGUUAAAGCGUCGCUCCUCUGGUUCCUGCUGGAGGUUGAAUGGACUCUAUUUAUAGUUAAUGCUUGGUUUAUAAAGGGCAUUUUCACAGCUAUAUUUUAUUAUUAUUGCCUGAUCGGUGAAUGCUAACCCAGAAAAUGCUCCUCACUUCUGCUACUGUACAUGCACGAAACGAGAGCUCUAUCUGUAUAUAUGAGCGACAGCCUUCUGCAGCCCAGUUAAUGACCAUGAAGAGGACCAUGUAAAUGUAUCUGUAUAUUGUAUAGCUAACACUGUUUGUUUAAGAAAGCCUUAUAGUUGUUUAAAAAAAAGUGCAGCAGCUAAGUACACACCAACCAUGAGGUUUGUUUGGGGACAGAGUUCCGAGAUGUGACCGACUGCCUUCGGCUUUUGACCUUUCCCAGCUGCUCAAACAUCAAAUUUCCACGUGCUCCAGGCUGAGAAUAACUCGGCGCAGCACUGAUCACGGAAUAUGGACACACAGUGUGGAUAUCCUGAGGAAGUAUUUUUGAUCCAGACUUUGCCUCUAUUGGCCCGGUGCGAAAGCCAGUCAUCUGAUUGGUCGGUAUUGAACUCUGCCCCCUGCGACGUGAGGCUCUGUGCCCUUCUAUGCAACUUACCAGGUGUACUGUUAGACCUGUCAUGUAGACUGUAAUCACUGCCUUUUAGACACUGUGAAUUUUUUGGUACCCUAUAUUUUUGUAUAUUGUACAUUAUAAAGGAUAAUAAACCUUGAUGCCAACACA